CUGCGGGAGGCCGACCUUCACAGCCAGGCAUGCCAACCCAACCACCGGCAGGCAGACCUAUCAAUGUGUCUUCUUCAACCAGGGUCGCAUCGGUGGACACCUUCCCAGACAUCCUCGCCGAAGAUAUCGCUGCUUAUGAAGAGGCUGAUAAGUUUCGAGAAGUGCAAGUUGAGACCUUGGCUGAAGAGGAGACGAGGGACAAACCUUCUGUCAGACAAGAUGGCAAGUGAAUUACGCCUGGCCCAACGACCACUGGUGGCUCCUGUUGAGGUUGCAGUUCGGGGCAGUGUUCUUCAAGCUGGCGCCAUUGGGGGGAGGUUAUGAUAUGAUUCUGGGUUCACCAUUUCUCUCAAAGUUCAAAUUAGAUGUAUCUCUCCAUCGCUGUUGUGUGCUACAUAUACCUAGUGGAAAAGUCUUAUAUGAAAAGGAAAUGCAAGCAGAGUUUCAAAGGUUGAUGUGUGCAGUCGUGAACUUGGAAAAAAUUAAUGAUGUGCAAGAGUUGGGUGAGAAAGAGUCAAAGAUGUUAAAGGAGUUUGAAGAUGUUUUCCCCGCUGAACUGCCUCCAGUAGACGAGAAUGAUGAAGCUGUAGAAGUCUUCCCAG
Molecule: messenger RNA, 602 nt
Organism: Melampsora larici-populina 98AG31
Lineage: Eukaryota; Fungi; Basidiomycota; Pucciniomycetes; Pucciniales; Melampsoraceae
Exons: 3
Coding region: 30-230 (66 amino acids)
Source: RefSeq, a predicted model, not a curated record